This is a messenger RNA of Peniophora sp. CBMAI 1063, 2046 nucleotides long. Lineage: Eukaryota; Fungi; Basidiomycota; Agaricomycetes; Russulales; Peniophoraceae. The record is from the annotation of a GenBank genome assembly.
AUGGUCCAGACUCGAUCAAAUGAUACAUCUACCAGCUCUCCACUUCAGGCGCUGGUCAUCGGCAUCGACAAAUACAAGUCUGCCAAUAUUGAGGCCCUUCGUGGAGCCGUAGCAGAUGCUGACGACAUUGCCCGCUUUCUGCGUACGGAGAUGCACGUGCCGGACGAGCAGAUCGUGAACCUCCGCAACGAAGCGGCCACCAGGAAAGCUAUACUGCACGAAGUCGAAGCCUUGCAAAAGCGCGAAGCUCGUGCAGGUGACCCAUUUUUGAUAUACUAUGCCGGUCACGGUACCACAGCAGAGGCGGUUGAGGGCUGGGUGACAGGAAGCGGACAGAUAUCUAUGCUGGUUCCCUACGAUGGCGACACCGAGGGAAGCGACGAGGACUUGUGCGUGCACAACAUACCGGAUCGAACCGUGGGUGCGCUGUUGCAUGCCCUCGCUGAGAGCAAAGAUGGCAGUGGAAAAGGUGAUAAUAUCACUGUAAUCAUGGACUGCUGCCAUUCCGGAUCAGGAACCCGUGGGCUGCUGAAGGCACGCCGUAUCAAGAUGGCGAAGGGUUACCGGAUCCCGUCGAGUCUGGACAAGAACAUACUUAGCAAGGCACCGAAAGAGCGUGGAUGCAAAAAAACGACUGGCUUUCUGAGAUCGGGGUUGAGCUCACAUGUUCUGCUUGCGGCUUGCCGGGAGGACGAGCUCGCCUACGAGCAGGGCGGACGUGGACUCUUCACCCGCGCGCUUUUGUGUGCACUGCGAAGUGUUUCCGCACACAAGAUAACCUAUCAAGAGCUUAUGAAAAGCAUCACAAUCAAAGGCCAAACUCCACAGUGCGAGGGAAACACCAACCGUAUCUUGUUCAAUGCUCUCUCGCCAAGCGAGAUGCGGACUGUCUACCCUAUCGUCCAGAAAGACGGCAGAUGCACGAUCGACGCAGGCCUUGCCCACGGCGUCUAUGACGGUGCCCGAUUCCACAUAUACUCAUCUGCCGACUUCACCGACGAGGAUUCGCCAUUGACCACGAUGACAUCGACGGCUGUGAAGCCGUUCAUCUCCGAGCUUUGUGCCAGCCCUUCGGGUUUAGCGUCAUCAUCUCAUCUGCCCCGUCUCUGCUUCGCUUUGCAGGCGUCCAUCGGACACGUGGCCUCCCUCCGUCUGCACCUCCCAUUAUUCGAAAUAGGAGACGAUCAUCCCGCUGCAGUAGCAGCACUCCCGAAGGCACUCUUGAAGGAACUCCAGCGUCAAGGACAGCUGGAGCGCCCGUCUGUCCGGCUCGUUGAUCCGACGGAGGCUGAUCUGAGCGUCCAUCCGGCAAGCGGCGGCGUAGAGUACCGCAUUCACAACGCGCAGAUUGUACGCCACGGACUCCGUAGACUAUGGAAAGGGACAGAGGCGAGCGUACACGGCAUACGGCCUAUCCUGCACUCCGCAGGCACCUUCUUCUGGCACCUCUUUCGGUCCCCGAACAAAGGUCUGCUCCGCGAUCAGAUCGUCUCAGAAGUACACAAGCUACUGCCAGGCAGCAACGGCGAGAGAGAUUCCUUUAUGAAGCGUCUGCUCGCUAGACAUGGCGACAACCUCUUCCUAUCCGGUUCUGUCAACAUCGUCGCGGAUGAUCAGACAGCGUUUGGGAUCACACUGGAAAACCAUAAUCCAGUAUCGCUACAUGUAUGGGGGUUCUAUUUUGACUGCAGUGACUUAUCUAUCACUGAGCUAUAUCGACCACCAGCUAUAGGAAUCGGUGCAGAACCAUCGAUCCCAGCACAAGGGUCCUUGUCCAUAGGCUACGGUGCCGGUGGGGGACGACCCUUCACAUGCUUCACACGUUCAGACCAAGAUCUCGAUGUGGGCUUCCUCAAGUUCUUCUUCACAACAGAGUUUGUCGAUCUCGGUGGGAUUGCACAGAUGUCGCCGUUCGAGAAGAGCAGGCCUCGCAAUAUUCGCAGGCGGCAGCCAGAUAUCGGGCCGCAAUGGGAUACCAUUUCGAUACCUGUUGUACAGCAUCGCACAAGACUUUGCGAGCUACAGCCUUCAUUCCAUUCCUGUUGA